This is a messenger RNA of Coffea arabica (coffee), 477 nucleotides long. RefSeq names its product kirola-like. Gene Ontology annotation, biological process: defense response. The record is from RefSeq and is a predicted model, not a curated record. Lineage: Eukaryota; Viridiplantae; Streptophyta; Magnoliopsida; Gentianales; Rubiaceae.
AUGAGUCUUAGGGGCAAGCUAGUGUUCGAGCAGGAGAUCUCAUCUCCUGGAAUACUUUUCUUCGAAAUUUAUGGCAGCAAGAAACAAUAUCUGCCAAGCAUCUGCCCUGACAAACUUCCUAGCAUCGAAUUACUUGAAGGAAACUGGGGAGAAGUAGGAUGCAAACUUUUGGUAAAUUACUUGAUUGAUGGCAAACUAAUUCCGGUAAAGGAGACCAUUGAAACUGUUGAUGAAGAUAACAGGUCAAUGACUUACAGAAUUCUUGAGGGUGAUCUUCUGAAGGAUUAUAAGAGCUUGCUAAUAACUUUCCAAGCAACUUCAAAAGGUGCAAAGAAUUUUCUUAAUUGGACAUACGAGUAUGAGAAGCAGAAUUUAGAUGUCCCUGCUCCUGAUCACAUGUUUGACUUUGCAAGUGAAGUUAGUAACAUAAUUGAUGCUUACUUCCUCAAGAACCAAGAUCAUUUUCAAGCUUCAUAA